This is a messenger RNA of Salvelinus sp. IW2-2015, 875 nucleotides long. RefSeq names its product acidic leucine-rich nuclear phosphoprotein 32 family member A-like. The record is from RefSeq and is a predicted model, not a curated record. Gene Ontology annotation, cellular component: nucleus. Gene Ontology annotation, molecular function: histone binding. Gene Ontology annotation, biological process: regulation of apoptotic process. NCBI's taxonomy places the organism in Eukaryota, Metazoa, Chordata, Actinopteri, Salmoniformes, Salmonidae.
CGUUUCACCGGGGUUUAGACUCGGCGCAAAAAGCCAAGCUAUUCGCAUUUGACCCACUUUCUGAUUUGAACGAAAGGCUGCUCAUUCGCUCUUCCGAUAGUUAGCUAUAGCAGGCGGUAGAAACCAACACUUUCCAACCAGAUCCGAGAGAGAAGAGGGGGAACAUGGACAUGAAAAAGAGAAUUCACCUAGAACUGAGAAAUAGGACGCCGUCGGAUGUUCAGGAGUUGGUCCUAGAUAACUGCCGGUCCAACGAGGGGAAGAUGGAGGGCGUAACGGAGGAGUUUGAGAACCUGGAACUGUUGAGCCUCAUCAACGUCGGCCUCAUCAACGUCUCAAACAUUCCCAAAUUGGGGAAAUUAAAAAAGUUGGAGCUGAGUGACAACAGGAUAUCUGGUGGUUUGGAGGUGCUGGCUGAGAGGCUUGUCAACCUCACACACCUCAACCUCUCUGGGAACAAGUUCAAGGACAUCAGCACACUGGAACCACUGAAAAAACUUCCCGUAUUGAAGUCUCUGGACCUCUUUAACUGUGAGGUCACCAACCUGGGCGACUACAGAGAGAGCAUCUUCAAGCUCCUCCCACAGCUCACGUACCUGGAUGGCUACGAUAUCGAAGACUGCGAGGCCUCCGACUCGGACGGCGAGGGAGACGGGGUCGACGACGACGACGAUGAAGAGGGAGAGUCUGAGGAGACUUUGAUGAAGAGGAGGAGGAUGAUGAUGAAGAGGUCAUUGCAGAGGAAGAUGACGACAGUGGCGGAGAGUGAAGAGGUAAGAUCCGGCCCAUGGAGGGGGCAAUUUUUGUAUAAUUUUCAGUUCAGUCCUCCGGAACUGGUUAAAGACCGACCGCACCCCUGAAAAACAAUCAGGGGU